Marasmius oreades (fairy-ring Marasmius) is the source of this 1798-nucleotide messenger RNA. RefSeq lists its product as uncharacterized. The record is from RefSeq and is a predicted model, not a curated record. The transcript is spliced from 8 exons. NCBI's taxonomy places the organism in Eukaryota, Fungi, Basidiomycota, Agaricomycetes, Agaricales, Marasmiaceae. The coding region runs from base 542 to 1723 and encodes 393 amino acids.
CAGACCGUCACCCACAACAUUUCCUUCAUUGCCGUGAUCUCCUGCACGAACCUUGUUCCUUCAGCCCGAACAGGCAUCCAUCCUGACGCUGUCGCAGCCUUGGUUGGGCUUUCAGCUUCGUACGGCUUCUCUUUUCUUGCGCAAAGAUCGCGUAUACAACGGAUCGACCAUUAAGGUCAUUGUUUUCGAAUAGCACUGAUUAAUUUCGACCGAGAUUUGAAAGGUGGCAUGUUGAUAUGUCUUUUGGGUUGACAGGGUUCAUGGUGUCUCAAUUUGGACAAGGACAUGGUUUAUUGUGCUCUAUUCCUUCUUUACAGGUCAAGUAUUUUCAAUCUGCACGCUCAAAAACGUCUCGCUGCCAGUGGUCACCUACCAAGUACAGAAUGAAGACGCUGUCUCCACAUUUAUCAUGUCGCUCAGAAGCUCCAAAGUCCAGUAACGCAGUCGAAUCGGCGAUUUAUAUAAUCCGUGACCAAAUCGAUCAUAUCUCGUAUUGAUAUCGUUUGCAGGCGAAAAAUCUUCCGUUUUACGAGACCUUUUCAUGAGCCCUCAUCCGAAUCCAUCCGUAGAACUCAUUUUCCUUGGGACAGGAACAUCUUCCGGCCUCCCCAGCAUAGCAUGUUUAACCCAACCACUGGAUGAAAAAACGCGAGGAUGUAGGGCAUGUUUGUCGACGUUGAAACCAGAGGGAAAACACAACAUCAGGAGGAAUACCUCAGCAGUUCUAAGGAUGAAGGGUAAGAAAGGUCAAACACUAACGAUUGUCAUUGAUGCGGGGAAAACUUUCCAGGCAUCAGCUUUGGAAUGGUUUCCUAAAUACGGUCUUCGGCGAAUAGAUGCGUUACUACUUACACACGCCCAUGCCGAUGCCGUGAACGGGCUUGAUGAUCUACGAGAGUGGACUUUGAGGGGCAGCAUACAAACAUAUAUUGACGUAUACUUGUCGCAAGAAACGUUCCAACAAGUCAAGCGGUCGUUCCCGUAUCUCGUUUCAAAAGAAUUUGCAUCGGGAGGGGGAGAUGUUCCCGAUUUUGUAUGGCACAUCAUCGACGACGGGGUUCCGUUUGAAAUAAAUGACACAGGAGUGUUUGUUACACCCUUCUCAGUACAACAUGGCCGGAUAUUCUCUACUGCUUGUUCGGCCUACAUUCCCGGUACCCCAAACGAAUUCUUAGCUGCGGACGUUAAGCCUGCCGAAAUGCUAGAAAAGAUGAACAUGAACGGACUGGAGUCACCCAAACCUGCCAAUUUGACAUUUACUAAAGAGAUCAUACAGCCCUACCUCUCCUUCGGCUUCAAAUUCCAAGAGCACCUCGUCUAUAUUUCCGACGUUUCCCAUAUCCCAGAGUCUGCCCGGUCGAUCAUUCGAGGUGAGAGGGAUGGGAAACGCCCAAGAGUCUGUGUUCUGGAUUGUCUACGUCUGAAACGCCAUACGUCGCACUUUGGGUUGGAUCAAAGUGUCGCAGCUGCGAGGGAACUUGGUGCUCUGCGUUCAUACUUCGUUGGGUUCUCAGAUCGUGUCAGUCAUGAGGAAUAUGUGACGAUCACAGAAGUUUUGGGUGGUAUAACCCAUGCAGAGGAGGAGCUGUCGGUGAAGGAGAAAAUUGGAAUAGGUCUGCUGGGAGAAGGAGAGAAGAUAUGGGCAAGGCCAGCUCAUGAUGGGUUAAGAGUGUUAAUAAAUUCAGAGCUUGGACUUGUCCGAGACGAUACCUACGACAAAUAAUUGCUGAACUUUCCAGUUGGCUUUACCCUAGGAGACAACUGCACUCUUUCAACGUGUACAAGAUAUAAAAAUAAA